Molecule: messenger RNA, 2364 nt
Organism: Nothobranchius furzeri (turquoise killifish)
Lineage: Eukaryota; Metazoa; Chordata; Actinopteri; Cyprinodontiformes; Nothobranchiidae
Source: RefSeq, a predicted model, not a curated record
UAAUACCCACUCGCGCGCACACGUCUCUGUAUUUGUUAUUUCGGACAGACUUAAGAACGUUUGAUCCAACUAUUGCUAUUUUUGAAUAACAGCGCGUGGACCGACGGUAAUUCCAAGGCACCCUUAAGCAAAGAGACCACGUGACCAAAGCGGGGCGGUCGAACUAUAAGCCAUUUUGGGGACGGUGUCAGUUUCCACGGAGCGCACGCACACACACACAUGCACACGUUAACGCACAUGAGCCACACACGGCUGCGUUUCGCUAAGCGGGUACUUUGGAGAUAAACUUCUCGGUGCCAAGGAGGAAGACUCUCCAAGCCGCGAGCUUUUGGAGCCACGGAUCGGUGCGCGCGCGCGGCGCGAGAGCUGCGUGGAAGCGAGGAGUUUUUCUCUGCACAUCUGAAUUGCGCUCGCUCUCUCUCUCUCCCUCUCCCUCUCCCCCUCCCUCUCUCUCUCUCUCCGCCUCUGACAGCGUCUGCAGCCUGGUUCAAGAUGGCGGCUCGGCUCCUAUUCAUUUUCUGCUGAUCGCCUCCCAACUUUCAUUGUCUCCUCGCUCCCAGACGCCCCGAAUCCCCGCCAAACCUCCAGGAUUGUUGUUUAUUCCUCCCAUCAUGCAUCGGACCACCAGGAUAAAGAUCACGGAGCUGAAUCCUCACCUCAUCUGCGUCCUGUGUGGAGGAUACUUCAUAGACGCAACCACCAUCAUCGAAUGCCUCCACUCAUUCUGCAAAAUGUGCAUUGUGCGUUAUCUGGAAUCCAGUAAAUACUGCCCCAUCUGUGAUGUGCAAGUGCAUAAAACCAAGCCCCUGCUCAACAUCAGGUCUGACAAAACUUUACAAGACAUUGUGUACAAACUAGUCCCUGGUCUCUUCAAAAAUGAAAUGAAGAGGAGGAGAGACUUUUAUGCGGAGCAUCCUGUAGAUGCUUCCAACGGCUCCCACGAGGACCGAGGGGAGGUGGCGGACGAAGACAAGAGAAUCAUAACAGACGAUGAGAUCAUCAGCCUCUCCAUCGAGUUCUUCGAUCAGAGCAGAUUGGGAGGUGGAAUAGAAGACAAGCAGUCAAGAGAUCAGGUGACUAACAAGCGGUACCUCCAGUGUCCAGCAGCCAUGACAGUCAUGCAUCUGAGGAAGUUUCUACGCAGCAAAAUGGACAUCCCAAACACUUACCAGGUUGAAGUCAUGUAUGAAGACGAGCCUCUUAAAGAUUACUACACAUUAAUGGACAUAGCUUAUAUCUACACUUGGAGAAGGAACGGACCGCUGCCUUUGAAGUACCGGGUUCGACCCAACUGUAAGAAGAUGAAGGUGAGCCACGCGCAGCAGGAGGGACAGAACAGCGCGAGCCGAUCCGGCCCAGAGAGCGACUCGGCCAGCGACAAAGCCGGAAGUCCCGCCGGGGCUCCGUCCACCUCCUCCUCGCUGCCGAGCCCCGGCACGCCCGCCCGGUCCCCGCACCCUCAGCUCCCUCACGGUCCCAACAACGUGAACGGAACCGCUGCAGCCGCCGCUCAGACCCCGAACCGGCCCUUUAACCAGUUCAGCAGCACCGGCGGAAGUGGCGGAAAACCCCGGAAAGUCUCUCUGAACGGCUCGGCGACCUCUUCCGGAUGACGCGGCGCCCCGGAGCCGACACCAGACUACCGCUCAACUGCAAGGCUGUUCAUGCCAACGUAGUUCCACUGUGUAGACCACGUUCUCUCUUUCUCCAGUCGCUGUUCUAACAUUCUGGCAUCAUUUGUAAGUUUUAAACGUAGCAGAGCCAGAGGUUUUCACAAUAAAAUGCUCAAGGAAGUUUUAUUCUGAAAGGAGAUACCAGGGAAACAAACGUUGUUCACCUGUUUUUUUAAAAGCUGCAUCUUUGUUUUACAGAAAUGACUGAAGGGGAAUUCUUAGAUUUUUGCUUCUUUGGAGUUCAAAAGUGUCUUACACGAUUAUUCCAUGUCUUCUGGGAUGUUUUGAAGCACAGAUGAAACAUGCAUGCUCAUCACGGUGAAAACGUUCUGUUCUGAACGAGGGCUGCGCGUGUUCGGCCCACUAAAUGCAAAAAAAAAAAAAAAAAUAAGUUGGAAAGUGUUCAGUCGGAGCAUCAGAAGUUUGUACAGAACCAGAAAAGCGCGCGAGGUUAAACUGUAGCUGCAGUGGAUUCAGAUUCUGCGUGUAAAUAAAGACAAAAUGCAUAUUUAAUCAGCGAUUACGUUAUUCUCUAUUUUUGUCUUUCCUUUCUGUUUGGAGAGAAGGACUGGAGCUCCUGCUGUUAUCGCAGAUGUUUUGAUGUGUCUGUUUUCUGUAUUUGUACGUAUGAACAACUUUCUGUAUUGUUGCUGUUGCACAGUAAAAACAUCUAAAUAAAACAUUUUACACU